Molecule: messenger RNA, 762 nt
Organism: Penicillium salamii
Lineage: Eukaryota; Fungi; Ascomycota; Eurotiomycetes; Eurotiales; Aspergillaceae
Source: the annotation of a GenBank genome assembly
AUGACGGACCGUGAUACCGUCUCACAGCCUCCUAAUGCCCUCCUCACCGACUCCCGCCCGUCUUCCGGCUCCGACCGCUACUGUGACUACAGGGAGGCAUUGGAGCUGCACGAGAUCCAGACACACGAAGAUAAUCAGCUCGACCUUUCCGAUCCCUCCGCCUCCUCAGGAGAGGAGUACGUAGUCCACCGGACUCCAUCUCGUACCUCCCGCGCCUCCCGUACCUCUCGCUCCUCGCGCGAUCGCCGCCCGGGUAUCUGGGGUCGAGUGUGUCACUUCUGGACCAACCAUGUCAUUCUUACGGUUCCGCAAAAGAGUAAUCGUGACCAUUUCGGUAGGGUUUUCAUAUAUAUGUCUUGGUUCUGUGGCUCUGACAAAAUUGAAGCACUGGAAAGAACGUUCCUCGCCUAUAUUCGUACGUCCACGGUUAUUGCUAUGCAAGGGGUUUUGGUGGCUCAGCUAUUUCGCCUGCAAAGGCCAACGGGUCCCGUUGAUCGUCUCUCAUUCCAUGAUGUUGGUGUUCCAUUAUCGGUUGCAUGCCAUUUCGUGGCUGUUAUUGUCGCUUUGAUUGGUGCUUUUCGGUUCUGGAAACAGCAGAAUGCGAUGGCGCGGGGGAAGAUAUUUGCCGGUGGAUGGGAAUUGAAUUCCGUGGGAGUUUUCUUAUUCAUUAUCAUUAUGGUCACUUUGGUGCUCUCGGUCAUCAUUCUUAUACAGAUCGACAUGGUGCCCAGGGCAUUGGUCAACAGCAUACUGCGUCUAUGA